AGUUUUAUCCACGCGUUUGUCCAGAGUUGUGUAGUUGUUUGGCUUCUGCUCAUUCGUCGUCGUGUGUUAUGAUUUGUAAUCGAGCGAAGUGUUGGGUUGUCGUCGCUGAAUCACUCCUCCGUCCAUGAUUGUAUAUCUUAUACGACUGGAAGAGGGUACAGUCUCAAAGAGGAUCUAUCUCCGGCGUGGUCGUUAGUGAAGUCUCCCUUCUCGCGUUCGUCUGAAGUGAAGUUCAACUGGGAAUAUCGUCCUGGAAUAAAAGCAGUAUUGCAGUGGUAUAUUCAAGAAAGUACAUUCGAUGGUGGUUCGAAAGUGAGAAUAAUUGUGUAACUACGCAAUGUGAUUGAAAGUGGUGAAUAAAAUAACGGCUGACUAUCCGUUUAGUGUACUGUUAAUACUCAAUAUUCAAGAGAUUAUUGAUUAGGGGAAAUAAUAAAGCAAAAUGGUGCUGUACAAGCUGAUGGUUGUGCAUUGGUCUAUUUUUACGCUUUUUAUUCAGCUGGCUUUUUGUGCAUCUGCAUUUACAAAUAGCAACCUCAAUUCAAUUUGUGACGAUGAUAGUCCACAGUUCAUCCACGAAACGGGAUUGCAAUCGAGUUUGGUGUUGAAUCUCUUGCCAGAUAAAAGCAAACCGUUUUGCAAGCUUCAAUUUCACGCUCCGGAAUCCCACGGUUUCUACGUGCGUCUGCAGCGAAUACCGAUGCCCGUAAGCACCAACCGUAAAGUCUCCCAGCAAAGCAGCGGCAUGUCGAAAAAGUAUGGCAGCAAGAAACCCAGCAAUAUCACUGAUUCCUGUGCACUGAGCAUAUCUCAAUCAUUGCACGGUGAAGUGCUUCCUCCAUGGCGGUUGGAUCCCUGUGAGCUGGAAACUCUUGGUGCCAAAGACGAACCGGUAAGGUUGCUGCAAGGGAGAUUAAACAUUGUCUGGAAUCAUCUGGGCAAUCAACCCGCAUACAGAUUACUGGUAACUGUAAUCGGUAACGGUGCCCCUUGUCUGGAGAAAAAUCGGCAUCCGUGUUUGGAAGUGGAUGACGUUCCUCUUCUGUGCAUUUCAAAGGAUCUCAUUUGCGACGGGGUGCGGCACUGUCCUUCGUCAAUGAAUGCGUUAAGUGACGAGGACAGUGAAAUGUGUGCGAAAAAAAGUCAGCAGGAUUUAACGGAUAAUCCGGUUGAAAUGGUAUUUAAGAAAUACAUACAAACUACAUUCAAAGCAUUCUUCUUUACCGAUUCCACCGAAAUGCCUAACAAAGAGGCAUCAACAGUAUCGAGCGACGAGAAACUGGUAGAAACAACUGAAACCCAAACUCAAAGCACUAUUAAGCAACACAAGAGUACCCUUACGGGGUUAUCGAAGUAUGGCCCUUGGGGGUAUUUGUUCCUCGGUAUGCUGCUCUGCGGUGGCGCACUUUUGUUAUGCGGCUUGUGGGAAUGCUGCUGCCGGUCACAAAAGCCAGAUUCAUCAGAAAUACCAGGCCAGGAGAAUCCAUCCGUAUUUCUCGAGUCUGGAGUGAGCAACUCCAACAUGAACACAUCGAUUGAAGCUGCUCAAUCACUUCCUCCAUACGAGGAUCUUGAUCCACCGCCAGCAUAUUCGGUUCUCUUUCCAAACCAAAAAUCAUCGGACAAUCUCCCUUCGUUGGCUCAAGCGUCAAGUGUGAGUCAGCAGAGUGCCGAUGGCAUUAAUGAACCAGUGCAAUCUAGUAGCGGUGCAGCGAGCAUCAGCACAGUCCACAUCCAGACCCAAACCGGUCCAUGAGUAAUCUUAUUCAUAAGCAUAGGUUUAGAAUCUAAAUAAGGCUGAUUUUAUUAUUUAUUUAACAGAAAUCCGUAUUGUCGAGUAGGUAGCUUAAGAAUACUCCAUUUUUACGGGUUUCCGCCAGAAAAGCCCAAAUCUGUAAAGCUAGAACCAAACCGUAGAGAAUAUUAUGAAAUUACGAUUUCAUCGAAAUUCGGUUGGAACCUGAUAAAUUGAAAUACUCUCAGGCAGGACAAUGGAACAAUCAAACAUUCCGUUACGUUUGAAAGAUUUUCAUUCAAUUUGCCUCAGGUAUUCUGUGUCACAAGUACUAUAGAAUAAGACAGAAUGUGUUAACAACGAAAUGUGUGAGGUCUCACAGGUAAGCAUUUGUAUUCGUAUUCAGCUAAAUCGUCAUGUGAUAUUAAAUUAUUUGUAAUCAUGGACAAUUGAGAAAAACAGUCAAAUUAGUCACUAAAA
This is a messenger RNA of Aedes aegypti (yellow fever mosquito), 2215 nucleotides long. RefSeq lists its product as uncharacterized. NCBI's taxonomy places the organism in Eukaryota, Metazoa, Arthropoda, Insecta, Diptera, Culicidae. The transcript is spliced from 5 exons. The record is from RefSeq and is a predicted model, not a curated record. The coding region runs from base 443 to 1756 and encodes 437 amino acids.